Messenger RNA from Chroicocephalus ridibundus (black-headed gull), 2857 nucleotides. RefSeq names its product transient receptor potential cation channel subfamily M member 6-like. Gene Ontology annotation, molecular function: monoatomic cation channel activity; ATP binding; protein serine/threonine kinase activity. The transcript is spliced from 17 exons. Gene Ontology annotation, biological process: monoatomic cation transmembrane transport; protein phosphorylation; protein tetramerization. The annotation marks the transcript as partial. Gene Ontology annotation, cellular component: plasma membrane; apical plasma membrane. The record is from RefSeq and is a predicted model, not a curated record. Lineage: Eukaryota; Metazoa; Chordata; Aves; Charadriiformes; Laridae.
UCUCAGAACCUGGAAAAUUUCGCCAAAAAGUGAAGGGAGACUUCUUUACUGCUUGGAUAUAAUAUUUUGGUAUACUCGGCUUCUUGAUCUUUUUGCUGUGAAUCAGCAUGCUGGCCCGUACCUGACAAUGAUUGGGAAAAUGACAGCAAAUAUGUUCUAUAUUGUGGUCAUGAUGGCCAUAGUCCUGUUGAGUUUUGGAGUGGCACGAAAGGCAAUCCUUUCGCCAGAGGAGCCUCCUUCUUGGACUCUGGCACGAGAUAUUGUAUUUCAACCCUACUGGAUGAUGUUUGGUGAGGUCUAUGCUGGAGAAAUAGAUGUCUGCGAAACUAAUGAAGACUGUCCUCCUGGCUCCUUCCUCACGCCGUUCCUCCAAGCUGUCUACCUCUUUGUGCAGUACAUCAUCAUGGUCAACUUGCUUAUUGCUUUCUUUAAUAAUGUUUAUUAUGAUUUGAAAUCCAUAUCUAACAAGCUCUGGAAGUACAACCGGUACCGCUACAUUAUGACCUACCAUGAGAAGCCAUGGCUGCCUCCACCUUUCAUCCUUCUGAGCCACAUUGGACUUCUGAUAAACCGCAUCUUCCACCAUCAGCCUCCAAAUGAGCUGGAUCAGGAGGAAGGCGACGUUGGACUAAAGUUGUACCUGAGUGACGAAGAGUUAAAGAAACUCCAUGACUUUGAGGAACAGUGUGUGGAAAAAUAUUUUCAUGAGAAGAAUGAAAGCCUGAGUUCCAGUGACAGUGAAAGGAUCCGUCUGACAACAGAAAGAGUGGAGGAGAUGUUUCUGCAGCUAAAAGAAGUGCAUGAGAAGGUAUUUUAUAUCAAGGAGUCUUUACUCUCCCUGGACAGCCAGCUAGGACAUUUGCAAGACCUGUCUGCCUUGACAGUGGACAUCCUGAAAGUGCUUUCAGCUGUAGACACCCUGCAGGUGGAAGAAGCUUUACUGGCUAACACAAAACACCGAACCUGUAGGAAAUUGCCCCACAGCUGGAGCAAUGCACUCUAUUCCAAGACCUUGAGCAGCCUGGAGUGUUUGUAUGACAAGAAGUACCACUACUACAGCAUGCCACCUUCCCUUUUACGGAGCUUGGUAAGGAGUCAGUGGCCAUCAGAGUGCAAAGACCAUGUAUUGAGAGCCGAGAGUAACAAAGUGGUAGAAGACAGCUCUCGAAAGAUAGAAAUAGAAAGUGACACACUCACUUCAGGAGUAUCCUCUGAGACUAAGUCAACCCCUAGAUAUGGACAAUUUUUGCUGGUGCCCCCUGACCAUCAGGGAGGGUCUUUCUCUGAGGAUGUUACCUUAAAUUUGUCCUUUUUGAGCACUCCUGACAGGUACAGGGAUGAUGCAUUCAAAGAUGAACUGCAAAGUAGCAUUGUGGUGCAGAAAAACUUGCAGAGUGUCAGCCUCAUUGGAAAGGAGCCAGAUUAUCAAUGGAGCCAGCGAGGCUUUGUUAUUAAUUUGCCAUCAGAAAAGACUAAUACUGUUGAGGCUGAUCACCCUCUUGGUCUCCAGCCAUCCCUGGAUGUUGAAGAGAGCGCAGCACCCUCCUGCCAUGACAGAAAAGAAAAUGAAGGUGGUUAUGUGAACUGGGGAUUCUCUGAAGGUGAUGAAAAAGGUGUUUUCAGCUCAGAGAAGAAACAAAAGAAGGCCCUGUGCAUACAUUCUGCCUAUAACAGUGACUGCAAUUGCACGGGUAGUGCUCCCAGACACGUCCAGAUAAGAGAAUCAAAGUCCUUCUCCUACAACUCCGACAGGUCACAUCACAGCAGCAUCACCUCUCAGAACAAGCUGAAACGCAGCACUUCCUUCCGCAUCAGCCCAAUCUGGAGAGACUGGAGUUUCUGCAGGAGCAAUAGUUUACAGUCCCCUAAGAAAGAGAAAAGCGGGAAAACCUGCAAGGCCAUAGGUGAGUCCUUACCAUCCAGUGAGCUACACCACAGUGAGGCAACAAAAGCAAAACAACAAAACAGAGCCAGAAAGUCUGGGAGAGGAAAGAAGAAUCAAAAAACCCUUCAGGUGCCGGUGAUUAGAGUGGAUGAUUGUCCCCAGAACACCCAAGUGAGCUCAGAGCCCGCAGAGAUCAAUGUCUGGGAUGAGCAAGAGAAACACAGCAAGAACUGGCUCACUGUGUCUAAUUUCAGUCAGCUAAGUUUGGAACAUCUCAGUUGUAUGCACCAGAAGAUGAAAAAUCAAGACAUUGGUAGGCACAGCAUACCAUUCUGUGAUUACCUGAGGCAUUCUCGAGAGGAUUUGAGUAAUAACAUAUAUGGAACCACCAAGAAAAGUAAUCUGACCAGGAACUCCUUGUUGAGAACUUCAGAGGAAACUGACAAUAUCUUCGCCUGCUUGAAAACAUCUCAAGAUCUGCAUCAUCACUACUCAGCUGUUGAAAGAAACAACUUAAUGAGACUUUCUCAGACCAUACCAUUUACACCAGUCCAGCUCUUUGCUGGAGAGGAAGUGACGGUCUAUCGGCUAGAGGAAAGUUCACCUAUGAACCUUGACAAAAGCAUGUCUUCCUGGUCCCAGCGUGGUAUGGCUGCAAUGAUCCAAGUCCUGUCACAGGAGGAGAUGGAUGGGGGUCUGCGGCGGGCCAUGAAGGUCAUUUGUACUUGGUCUGAGAAUGAUGUAUUGAAGUUGGGACAAGUAUUUAUUGUGAAGUCUUUUCUGCCAGAGGUGGUUCAGACUUGGCAAAAGAUCUUUCAUGAAGGCACAGUGUUACAUCUCUGCCUGAGGGAGAUCCAACAGCAAAGGGCUGCCCAGAAGUUAAUCUAUACCUUCAAUCAAGUCAAGCCUCAUGGCCUUCCAUAUACUCCAAGGUUCCUGGAAGUUUUCCUCAUCUACUGCCAUUCAGCGAAC